GUGGACACUUCAGCGGCAAGAGAUGACCGUCAAACUCACAUGGUGUCGGCUCCUGAUCACAUACAAACAAUGUCGCAGUCUUUCUACGAUUGCUGUGUCGGGAAAGGAUGCGAGGAGGAGAGACACAGGAAAAUCCCGUGUUGCGAUGAGCACAAAUACCUUAGACCAUAGGACAUUCUGUAAAGAACUUGUUCGAAAGCAUGACUAUGAGAACUACCUGUGCUGUCUACUGCUGCCUGGAGCUACACAGAGAGCAGCGCUCGCUCUGAGGGCAUUCAAUGUUGAGCUGGCACAGGUUCGGGAGACUGUGUCAGACAAGCAGAGGGGAAUAUUGAGAAUGCAGUUCUGGAAAGACAGCAUAGAUCACAUUUAUAAGGGCUCACCCCCCAAGACACCCGUGGCAACCGAGUUGGCAGGUGCUAUUCAUCACUUCAAACUGACAAGGAAAUGGCUGACACGGAUCAUAGAAGCAAGGGCAGAUAACCUGUCAGACCAGGGCUACAGGAACACUGCGGAGGUGGAGGCGUAUGCUGAGAACACUGUGUCUUCCAUCAUGUACCUGCUCCUGGAGUGUCUCGGAAUAAAGAAUGUACAUGCUGAUCAUGCUGCCAGUCACAUUGGCAAGACUCAGGGCCUGGUCACACUGCUACGUUCAACACCAUACCAUGCUAGCAGGAGUCGGGUGUAUUUACCUCUAGAUCUGAUUGUUAAGCACAAGGUAUCCCAGGAGAAGAUCAUCCGAGGCAGAGAUGAGCAGGCAGUGAAAGAUGUCAUGUACGAUCUGGCCAGCUCAGCACACAAGCACCUGGCAACAGCAAGAUCAUUCUCGAAGGAUGUUCCAAAGGAAGCCAGUCUGGUGUUCCUGAACACGGUGGUAUGUGAAUGGUAUCUGAAGUCCUUGCAGAAUUGUGACUUCAAUGUGUUUGAUGGACGACUGCAGCAGAGAAACAGUCUUUUGCCGCUGCACUUGUGGCUCCAGAAAAGACGGAAGACUUAUUAGCUGUUUAGACUUUAUGCUAAUAAUGUGUGGAAUCAAGGCCGAAACCAAUGGAUUAUCAGUGCUUUACUAGAGACCUUUUGGCAAUAAGAGACUUGUUGAAGAAUGAAUGUUCAGUACUCAUUGUGUAUUUACUUGAUUCUAGUUCCACGACUGUACGGAACUGACUGAGGGAGGAGCACAGACAGAAACAGGCACCCCUCAAAGAAUGGCACGUAAUGACAAAAUGUUUAUGAAACAUGGAAACAAUCUUAUGAUCAUUCUCAGUCUCAGGAAAUCGAUAAUUGUUUUUAGCAUAAAUGAAACGAAUGAAUAUAUUAUCCUAAGAUUGACACGUCAAUAAAGUGAAUUUGUUGAC
This is a messenger RNA of Haliotis rubra (blacklip abalone), 1355 nucleotides long. Its product is annotated as NADH dehydrogenase (ubiquinone) complex I, assembly factor 6-like. Gene Ontology annotation, biological process: mitochondrial respiratory chain complex I assembly; biosynthetic process. Gene Ontology annotation, cellular component: mitochondrion. The coding region runs from base 23 to 1000 and encodes 325 amino acids. Lineage: Eukaryota; Metazoa; Mollusca; Gastropoda; Lepetellida; Haliotidae. The record is from RefSeq and is a predicted model, not a curated record. The transcript has 10 exons.